Molecule: messenger RNA, 1145 nt
Organism: Spizellomyces punctatus DAOM BR117
Lineage: Eukaryota; Fungi; Chytridiomycota; Chytridiomycetes; Spizellomycetales; Spizellomycetaceae
Exons: 1
Coding region: 117-650 (177 amino acids)
Source: RefSeq, a predicted model, not a curated record
UGGUACAGCUUAUUUUUUUUUGCGCAGAAGGACAUCCGAUCAUCAUUCUCGUUCAUAGCAAUGCAUGGCAUUGGUGCAUCAGCAUAUUCAGCUAGCUGUUAAUAACAGAUCAGUUCAUGGCACAAGAAACAACAGUCAUUGAGUUCUCAUCCGUGGAAUUUACACGACAGUCUCACCCAUCUCCAGCUGCUGGAUGCUGGACAGCCGACAAUCGUCUCCCUUCCACACCAAGGUCUGAUUCUUUUCCAAACCACAUAGGCAAGAGUCACGUAAUGUAUAGCGAUGUUAUUUGGAGCCAGGCAUCAAUGAAGAUCCUGGACUGUUGCUCCACAGUUGGUAAACAACUUCUACAGCUCUUCAGAGACAUCUACCCGAAAUCGAAUAUGAGCCAAUUCCCACAGCGUCUGUCGCAUCAUUUUCCAAAUUCCAUUACGUUGCUUCCCAAACUGUCCGUUGUCGAGAACUCGGGAUGUUCCGUGCUUAAGGCUCCCAUGUGCAGCAUCAACAUUUGGAGAGUACACAUGAACAACGACAAACCAAAUAUCCGCGCAAGUUUAAACCAGCUCAGUGCACCCCAUCUCAAGAUAUCACGACGUUAUAUGUACUUUGGCCAUUUGAUGUUCGAACUCAAUUGUGAGGUCCUAGUUUAAAUGGAUAAAGCAGCGUCAACUUCAACGAGAAAAUGUUCCACAGAGAAUCACUUCGCCUGCUUAGAAUGGCCGAGUGGCGAAAGGUCGCCUCGCUCAUUGACUUGGUUUGGUUAUUGGAUUUGCCCUGUCCAGAUAAAAACUGUCAUUUAAACUUUGGAUCAUAACCAACGUUUUUAAAUUUUGGUCUUGGCUCGGAGGGGCAAACCUUCCUGAGAGCCGAGGCUUCGCAGAUGUUCACCACUGAAGCUUUUGACAGUGGACAUGCCCAUCGGGACGAGUAGUACUGACUUCGAUGGCAUUUAGAGCGAAAUUAGAGAUCUCAACUUAUUUUUUGAUCAACAACAAGAAGACAGAACAGAAUAGUUUAUCACAGAAAAACAUAGUACAAACAAGGGUUCUAAAGGCAAACUUGCAUACAGGAUGAAAAACCAAAAAAAAAAACGGCUAGAUAAGAGAAAAGUACUAGACAAAAUAGUCCCGGACAGACCAAACAGC